Rhinocladiella mackenziei CBS 650.93 is the source of this 960-nucleotide messenger RNA. RefSeq lists its product as uncharacterized. The record is from RefSeq and is a predicted model, not a curated record. The transcript has 2 exons. Gene Ontology annotation, biological process: fatty acid catabolic process. Lineage: Eukaryota; Fungi; Ascomycota; Eurotiomycetes; Chaetothyriales; Herpotrichiellaceae. Gene Ontology annotation, molecular function: 2,4-dienoyl-CoA reductase (NADPH) activity. The coding region runs from base 1 to 960 and encodes 319 amino acids.
AUGCCCCUGCCAAAGAGCGAAUACCUCUCCUCCGUCUGGAAAGACAACCUCUUCGUGGGGAAGGUCGUCUUCUGCACCGGCGGGAAUGGAACCAUCUGCUCUGCACAGGUGCGCGCCUUAGUCCACCUGGGGGCUGACGCAUGUAUCGUCGGGCGUAAUGUCGAGAAAACGGAGAGAAUGGCAAAAGACAUCGCGACUGCGCGGCCCGGGAGCAAGGUGAUUGGUAUUGGCGCCGUCGACGUCCGCAGCAUCGAGAGUUUACAAAAGUCGAUUGAGACCUGUGUAAAAGAACUGGGCGGGAUUGAUUUCUUAAUCGCCGGAGCAGCAGGAAACUUUCUUGCGCCGAUGAGCCAGCUAUCCCCGAACGCCUUCAAGUCCGUAAUGGACAUCGACAUCCUCGGCUCAUACAACGUGACGAAACUCGCGCUACCGUACCUCGUUGAAUCCGCGAAGAAACACAACUCUACAUCCUCCUUGCCUAAAUCCUCAUCCUCUGGCCCCGGCGGCCGCAUUAUCUACGUCUCCGCGACGAUCCACUACACCGGCCUCCCCCUACAAACACAUGUGUCCGUCGCCAAAGCCGGCGUCGACGCCCUCUCCGCCAACGUCGCUAUCGAAUACGGCCCUUUGGGCGUGACAUCGAACAUUAUCGCGCCCGGCCCGAUUGCCGGGACCGAGGGCAUGGACCGGUUGUCGAAGAAGCAUAAGGCCGGCGAGGGCCCGAGCAAGCGUAUCCCCCUCGGCCGGUGGGGCUUUAUCAAGGAGAUUGCGGAUGCCACGGUGUUCUUGUUCUCUGAUGCCGGAAACUAUGUUACCGGCGACAACCUAGUCGUUGACGGCGGAGCCUGGCGGACCGGCGGUGUCGCCCCCGGCAGCGACUUUGAGUAUCCAGACUUUUUGCUCUCGGGCAAAGAGGUAACGGGUGUGAGUGGAAGCAAGAAGAGAUCGGCCAAACUAUAA